AUGUCGUCUCCCAACGAAUCUCGAAGACCGAUGACAUCAAACCAUCCCAACGAACAACACAGCCUAUCAACGCAUGAGAGUGAAAUAAAAGCUCAAACCUCACAGACUACCGACGAUACUAUCCACUUUAAGCCGUCAAUAUAUGUUUCAGUACUCGUAUUUCUCUAUACUGGAUGCAUGGUUGCGUCGUGGUCAAUCAUAUGCAGCUCGAGUCGACAUCCUGUUGUACAACCCCCCGAAGCUUCCCACGACAACACGCAGCUUGAGCCAGAUAAGCUACCGAUAGACGCCCAAAACCUUAUCAAGAGCAUUAACCGCUGGAACCGCACAGCUCGCGUCCUUCGGACCAUUAGCAGCGUGUUCACACUGCCUUUGGCAUCAGCCGUUUGCUCUUCGCGGCUGUUGGCCACACACAGGCCCAAAGAUAUCGUACCGGACGUCUCACUCUAA
Penicillium concentricum is the source of this 450-nucleotide messenger RNA. RefSeq lists its product as uncharacterized. The transcript has a single exon. The record is from RefSeq and is a predicted model, not a curated record. NCBI's taxonomy places the organism in Eukaryota, Fungi, Ascomycota, Eurotiomycetes, Eurotiales, Aspergillaceae. Bases 1 to 450 code for a protein of 149 amino acids.